GAAUGACCCUCUCUUACCUCCUCACUUCCCUCGCAUGCUCUCUCUCCCCCUUCCUCUAUUUAUAACCCCUUCUCUCCCUCUUUCCCUCACUCCCAUAUCAAUCUCUCUCUCUCUCUCUCUCUUUCUCUAAAAGAAAAACUAAACAAUGGAAGCUACAACAAAUCAUGAAGCUUUUUUGUUAUCUCAACGCUGCGUUUGGGUUAACGGUCCGGUCAUCGUCGGUGCCGGACCCGCCGGCCUCGCAACGGCUGCUUGUUUAAGAGAACAAGGUGUUCCAUUUAUUGUCAUUGAAAGAGCUGAUUGUAUUGCUUCCUUAUGGCAGAAACGAACUUACGAUAGGCUAAAACUUCAUCUACCUAAACAAUUUUGCCAACUUCCUCGUCUUCCAUUCCCUCAAGAAUUCCCUGAAUACCCUUCCAAGAAACAAUUCGUUCAAUACCUUCAAUCCUACGCUCAAAAAUUCGAUAUCAAUCCGCAGUUUAACGAAACCGUUCAUUCCGCUCGCUUCGAUCACACUAGCGCUCUGUGGCGCUUGAAAACCGAGUCUUCCGUUUCCGGUCAGGUGGUUGAGUAUGUUUGUCAAUGGCUUGUGGUAGCUACAGGUGAAAAUGCAGAGUGUGUCAUGCCGGAAAUUGAUGGUCUUAAUGAAUUCUCCGGCGAGGUUUUACAUGUUUCCGAUUAUAAAUCAGGCGAGAGGUUUAAAGGAAAGAAUGUUCUUGUUGUGGGAUGUGGGAAUUCUGGAAUGGAGGUUUCUCUUGACCUUUGUAAUCAUCAAGCUUCUCCUUCUAUGGUUGUUCGUAGCUCGGUACACGUUUUGCCGCGGGAAAUUAUGGGGAAAUCGACGUUUGAAUUGGCGGUAUUGUUGAUGAAAUGGCUUCCAAUUUGGAUCGUGGAUAAAUUGAUGCUGAUUUUGUCUUGGUUAGUACUUGGGAGCAUUGAGAAAUACGGGUUAAAAAGACCAUUAAUGGGGCCAUUGGAGUUGAAGAACACAACAGGGAAAACCCCUGUUUUGGACAUUGGGGCAUUGAGUAAAAUCAAAUCAGGAGAGAUUAAGGUUGUUCCAGGAAUUAAAAAGUUGAAUAAACAUGAAGUUGAGUUCAUCAAUGGUGAAAAAAUGGAAAUUGAUUCAGUUCUUUUGGCUACUGGAUAUAGGAGCAAUGUACCAUUUUGGCUUCAGAUAUAUAUAUAUAUAUAUAUAUUAUGGUUAAUUAUUAAUAUAUAUAUAUAUAUAUAUAUAUAUAUAUAUUUCCUCUUUUUGUAACUAAUUUCAUUUCAUUGAUCUAAUCAAAAGGCCACAGAUUCAUCCUUGUAUUUUAUUUGCUCACUUGCUGCUGUCUCCUCUAUUGAGCACUUUGUUGAAGUGUCAUUGUUUCAUUCUACAGU
Messenger RNA from Cucumis melo (muskmelon), 1383 nucleotides. Its product is annotated as probable indole-3-pyruvate monooxygenase YUCCA9. The record is from RefSeq and is a predicted model, not a curated record. Lineage: Eukaryota; Viridiplantae; Streptophyta; Magnoliopsida; Cucurbitales; Cucurbitaceae. The transcript is spliced from 3 exons. Gene Ontology annotation, biological process: auxin biosynthetic process. Gene Ontology annotation, molecular function: flavin adenine dinucleotide binding; NADP binding; N,N-dimethylaniline monooxygenase activity. The coding region runs from base 146 to 1261 and encodes 371 amino acids.